This is a messenger RNA of Calypte anna (Anna's hummingbird), 3785 nucleotides long. It is a transcript of the gene ERCC6L, whose product is annotated as ERCC excision repair 6 like, spindle assembly checkpoint helicase. The coding region runs from base 121 to 3780 and encodes 1219 amino acids. The record is from RefSeq and is a predicted model, not a curated record. Lineage: Eukaryota; Metazoa; Chordata; Aves; Apodiformes; Trochilidae. Gene Ontology annotation, molecular function: ATP binding; DNA translocase activity; ATP-dependent chromatin remodeler activity. The transcript has a single exon.
GUGGCAGCGGGCGAGGGGGAGCUGGAGGAGGCCCUGCGGCUGUUCCGGUUUGCGGCCGCCAUCCGUCCCAGCGAGAAGCUGCAGAGCCGCAUCCAGCGCGUGGAGGAGGCGCUGGCGGAGAUGGAAAAGCAGGAGCUGCAGGAGGAGGAAGAGGAGGAAGGCUUCGUGGACGUGUGCGGCAGUGGCCUGCUGCUCUUCGGGGAGAUGCACGAGAAGCUCUUCCAGCACCAGCGGGAAGGCGUCGCCUUCUUGUACCGCCUGCACCGGGAGGGCCGGCCCGGGGGCAUCCUGGCAGAUGACAUGGGCCUGGGCAAGACCAUCCAGGUCAUCGCCUUCCUCUCGGGCAUGUUCGAUGCCGAGCUGAUCCAGCACGUCCUGCUCAUCAUGCCCACCACCCUGGUCAGCAGCUGGCUGGCAGAGUUUGCUCGCUGGACGCCCGGCCUGCGCGUCAAGGAGUUCCACGGCAGCAGCAAGACGGAGCGCACCAGGAACCUGGAGAGGGUCCAGCGGAAGAACGGCAUCGUCAUCACGAGCUACCAGAUGCUCAUCAACAACUGGAAGCAGCUUGCCAGCAGACACGAGCAGGAGUUUGUCUGGGACUACGUCGUUCUCGACGAAGCCCAUAAAAUCAAGUGCCCAUCCAACAAAACAACCAAGUGUGUGUACGCCAUCCCCGCCAGGCACCGCCUCCUCCUCACGGGCACCCCGGUGCAGAACAACCUGCGGGAAAUGUGGUCCUUGUUUGACUUCGCCUGCCAAGGCUCUCUCCUGGGAACAGCCAAAACUUUUAAAAUGGAAUAUGAGAAUCCUAUUACCCGGGCCAGGGAGAAGGAUGCAACUCUAGGUGAGAAAGCGCUGGGGCUGAAGAUGUCUGAGAAUCUAAUGAUGAUCAUAAAGCCGUAUUUCCUCAGAAGAACCAAAGAAGAUAUCAAAACCAAUCAGGCUGACAAACCAGAUGCUCCUCUGCCUGAGGAUCCAAGUGAGAACAGUGCUCCUGUCAUGCCAUCUCUCACAAGAAAAAAUGACUUUGUUGUGUGGGUGUACUUGGCACCAGCGCAGGAAGAAAUCUACAGGAACUUUCUGUCUCUGGAUCAUGUGAAAGAGGUGCUGAUGACAACCCGAUCGCCUUUGGCUGAGCUGACAGUCUUGAAGAAGCUGUGCGACCACCCCAGACUUCUGUCUGCACGAGCCUGCAUCCAGCUGGGCUUGGAGGAGGAGGAGUGCUCUGGGGGGGAUGACAGGAGUGAGGUGGGAAUGCUGUCAGGUGCUAACAAAAUAGACCAUCUCUCAGCUGAGACCCUGAUUCAGGAGUCUGGGAAAAUGCUGUUCCUUGUAGGGCUCCUGGAAAGACUGCGAGAAGAGGGGCACAGGACCCUGGUGUUUUCUCAGUCGAGGAAGAUGCUGGACAUCCUAGAGCAGGUCCUGUCUCACAGGCAGUUCAGGAUCAUGCGUAUUGAUGGGACAGUGACCCACCUGAGCGAGCGGGAGAAGCGCAUCAACGCCUUCCAGAGCAGCAGGGACUACUCUGUCUUCCUGCUCACUACGCAGGUCGGGGGCGUUGGCAUCACCCUCACAGCAGCCAGCAGGGUGGUGAUCUUUGAUCCCAGCUGGAAUCCAGCUACAGACGCCCAGGCUGUGGACAGAGCUUAUCGGAUUGGGCAGAAGGAGAACGUGGUAAUUUAUAGGCUGAUCACCUGUGGCACCGUGGAAGAGAAAAUUUACAGGCGACAGGUCUUCAAGGACUCGUUAAUAAGACAGACGACCGGGGACAAAAAGAACCCGUUCAGGUAUUUCUCCAAACAGGAACUGAGGGAGCUCUUCACGUUGGAAGACACUCGAACGUCUGCGACUCAGAUCCAGCUGCAGUCUUUGCACGGCACCCAGAGAAAGAGUGACCCGGAGCUGGAUGAACACAUCGCUUACCUGCACUCUCUGGAAAUGUUUGGCAUUUCCGAUCACGACUUGAUAUACACGAGGGAAAUAGCUCACGAGGAGCAGGUUGAGAGUGAGGAAGCCCAUCAGUACAUUCAGCGCAGGGUACAGAAAGCCCAUGAGCUCGUUCAGCUGGAGUCUCAGCUCCGAGAUCAGAGGAUGGAGGGGAUCAGGAAUGCCUGUGGAGAGAUGUUGCAAAGACCCCCAGAACCAGUUUCCCAGCCAAAGAAACUGUCACCAGGGUUAAACAAUAUAAAUACUUCUGUUUCACCACCGGUAGCUGAUCAACACAAAAAUGACAAAGUUAUUGAUCUUACAGAAGACCAACAUGUCCAGGUUCUUGAUGUCAGCUCCAAAAUGACAAGCCUGACUAUUGUUGACUUGGACGAGGAGAAACUGGCACAACAUGUGUCCAGUAUGAACACAGAGAUGCUCAAUACCAGCAAGACAGUGAAAGAAUCCAAUUUACAAGAAUCUGAGCACGACCUUGAAUCAAGUGUUAUACCAUCAUCACCCCUGCUUCAUCCCCCUGAGAAAGAGAGUCUGAGUCCUGAACAGCAGCAGCACUCCCAUGUGAGUUCAGACAGCUUGACCAAGGCAGGGGAUGGCCUGUCUGGGAUCUGUCAGCAUUCCUCUAGGGAGUCCAGUGUGGCUGAUGAUCCCAAGAAGUUCAGAGAUGCAGGAAUGUCAGAUCAGGUGCCUGACCCCAGCGCUGCCUUGGAGACAGAUGAGAAUGAUGUUCCUGAGCCCACUUUAUCAAAUGCUACCCCAGAAAUCCAUACUGGGCUCCAGAAGUCUGAUGUGCUGGAAGGCAGCUUGGAGGAUAUGUCUGUGCAGGAUCAAGUUGAUUUCAAUCUGGUCUUGGAAGAAUCUGAUGAGGGAUGGCAAGAUGCCUCAAAUAGGGAAAGAUCACUGGAGAACCCAGAAAAGGAGGGCUUCCAGCUGAAAGCAGAAAGUUUUUGUAAAUCUCCAGCAAAACUUUGGCCAAGUGAGAAGGGCAACUGUGGGCAACACCAUCACAGUGCUGAGGAAGAGCCAAGUGACUCCCCGCAAGGGAGUGAAGUGUCAGAGCACAGCAGUGGUGUCUUUGCUUUUGGUAGAAAGAAAUGCUUGCGAAGAAUUGUUUCAGACAGCGAGGAUGAAGACCAUUCCAUCAUGAUCUUGGAGGAAAAUGAGUCUGAAAAAAGGCCCUCUCCCUUGAGCAGCCCCAGGCACCAGUUUCUGGAAGGAAUUAGUGCAUCCACUCCUAAAUGUGACAGAGGUACAGCAAAAGCCAUCUUCUCUCCCCAGCUAACCAACAGUGGUAGCAGGUCUACUGCUUCCAGGAGAUCUCUAAUCAACCAAGUAGUAGAUGAGGUUGAGGAUAUUGGAGAAAUCAUGGGAGCCAGUGGUGAAGAAGAAGAUGACAGUGAUGAAGAGCAAGGUGACUUCAUGGAAGAAGAAGCUGAAGAAUGUAGUGUUGAAUCUGCUGAGCCUGAAGAAGAACCUGCUGGAGAAACACUUGAAACUGAAGAAUCCUUCCAUAUCAACAGUCUGGCCUCAGGGCAGUUGGAAGCAGAUGAGACAGAGUCAUCUCAGGAGGAAUCCACUGGUGAUGCUGAGCUUCAGUCAGGUGAGCAGAUAGACUACUUCACCCAGGAAAGUGCCUCUGAAAAAGGGGUUGGUCAGAGCUCCUCCCCUGCUGUAAGUGAUUACACUACCUUGGUAGACAGUGGGAAGAAACUGAAGAAUGAUGGAAAGCUACAGGAGGCAUUGAACUGCUUCCUGCAAGCUCUUGACAUAAAAAGUGGAGAUCCAGAAGUCAUGCUUAUGACUUUAAACCUGUACAGGCAGCUAGCCCAGAAAUGAACUCU